GACUCUCUUGAAUGCUACAACAAAUUUGAUUCCAUGACAAGAAGACAAGCAUGGGAUUUCUGAGAGCCACAAUCUUUUCUUCAGUUUUGGUUUUUCUCACACAGAUAAACCAGUGUAGUACAAACGGCUGCAACUUCCUGUCAGCAAGUUCUCCAAGUAGCUCUUCUCUCCAGUUGACAUGGGAAAAAUAUCCGACAGGAACCAGCUACAUGUUAGACAUCCGAAGGACAAGCUCCGUAGAUUUUAUUCCGAUUAUUAUAUUAGGGCUUGACCAAAGGACAGAAAGGAUUGUGCAGGGUCUGUUACCUGGAACCGAGUACAAUGUGACCCUAAAAGUCUUUAGGUUCUACUUAAUAGACUGUAUGACCACAACGUUGGCACGUACAGUCCCUGACACGCCUCACAUAUCGGAGGGAAGGCCAUUAUCCAGCUCUUCCAUCUCUGUAAGAUGGACUAAUGUGACUUCUGGGCAGUAUUAUGUACUGCAGGUUUAUUCUCAGACCACAGGGAAAAUGAUCAACUUCACCCUCUACAACACCUCAACUGUAGUAAGAAACCUUCAGCCUUCUACCAACUACGACUGCUAUGUCUAUGCAGUUAACCAGGCCGGCUUUGGGAACAGAAGCCGAGUUAGGACCAUCACCACUUUGACGCCCCCUCCAGUAGGCGUUAAAGCAGUACAAACAAACCCAGUAACGGCAAGAGUGACGUGGCAGCCCGUGGACAACGUCCUCUUGUACAAAGUCGCCAUCCAGAACCUGGAUGAACCCACCAGCCAGCCCUCAGUCUACAAUGUCACAAACACCCAGCUGGACAUUGGAAACAUCCACCCCUGUACCAACUAUUUGAUAUCAGUGUACUCAUAUAACACAUUUUUGGCCAUAAGCGAGCCCACAGACUACACGUACACCACUAACAAACUGACACCGGUGUCAUCAGUCAAUGUGGACUACGAUUGUUCCACCAAGUCUGCCACAGUGUCUUGGACGGCUGUUCUUGGAGCCGACUCAUACGUGGCCACAGUUACUCCUAAAAACGGUACAAAGAUUGAGUGCACUAGCCGGAGCACCAGCUGUCAGCUGAGCGCGCUAGAUUGUGGUCAGCUCUAUGAGGUUCACGUCACGCCCCUGUCAGGGAACUGCAAGAACUUAGUCAACACCAGCUCUGUCUUCUUUCAGACAGCACCCUGUAUGCCCAGAAAUCUGCAAACGUACGCCAACUGCAGCACAGGUACUCUGCUCAGCACAUGGGACCAUGCUGAAGGAGCCCUGCGCUACAACGUGACGGCACAGGGCAACUUCCAAAACAGCAUUUACUCCUGCAGCUCACAGUCCAACAGCUGUGCUAUGGCCGGCCUGCAGUGCGGGGAAAGCCUAACCAUCUCAAUCAAGUCCUCUGACGAUGAAUGUGACAGUCCACCCACGCUUGGGCUUCCUGCUGAGACAGCCCCAUGCACCCCUCAGAAUGUAAAUGCUGUGAAACAGUGUGGAAAUAACUUGGUCAUGGUGAGCUGGAGUUUAAGCAGUGGUUCACUUUUCUACAUCGCCAAGGCAAAGGAUGAUGAUGGUGAAACGCACAGCUGCAACUCCUUAGACAUGUCCUGUAUGAUCAGUGGCCUGAAGUGCAGCACCAAAUACAAGGUCUCUGUCAUUUCCUCCAACUUCAUGUGCAACAGCUCUGAAAGUGAAGUGGUCACCAUAGAAACAGCUUACUGCCCACCAGAAAACCUGACCGCCUCCCUGGACUGUGCUGCCAACGAGGCUCAGAUUUCAUGGCAGGGAGCUCCUUCAUUGAACUCCUACACUGCCACCAUGACGGACACAGGCAAUGGCCUUCUCAGUUGCAGCUCCACUAAGCAGAGCUGCAGAGUGCCCAGCCUGAAAUGUGGCCAACUCUACACUAUCACUGUCAGUUACCAUGAUGGCACAUGCCCAGGCUUGAUGUCCAAACCCAUCUACAUGCACUCUGUUGUGACAUGA
Oryzias latipes (Japanese medaka) is the source of this 1979-nucleotide messenger RNA. Lineage: Eukaryota; Metazoa; Chordata; Actinopteri; Beloniformes; Adrianichthyidae. The record is from RefSeq and is a predicted model, not a curated record.